Molecule: messenger RNA, 1449 nt
Organism: Penicillium bovifimosum
Lineage: Eukaryota; Fungi; Ascomycota; Eurotiomycetes; Eurotiales; Aspergillaceae
Exons: 3
Coding region: 1-1449 (482 amino acids)
Source: RefSeq, a predicted model, not a curated record
AUGUCUCAAACCGAAUACCCCAUCCUCCCACUCACAGACACCCUCACCAAUCUCCCCGCCGAGUAUCCCACCAAUGUCCAAGACCAAAUAACCCAAAUCCUGACAACAACCCCGAUAAACCGCCUGGUAGUCCUCGACGACGACCCAACAGGAACACAAACCUGCCACAACAUCUCCGUCCUAACAGUCUGGGACAUCCCAACCCUAACAGUCGAAUUCCGAUCUCAAACCCCCGGAUUCUUCAUCCUAACCAACUCCCGCGCCCUCCCACCAACCCAAGCAUCAGCCCUCAUCCACGAAAUCUGCACAAACGUGGCCCAAGCAGCGAAAAUAACAAACCAAAAAGUCGACAUCGUCCUCCGCGGCGACAGCACUCUCCGCGGCCACUUCCCGCUGGAACCAGACGUCGCACAGUCAGUCUUCGGGCCAGCCGAUGGAGUCAUUCUCGCUCCGUUCUUCUUUCAGGGUGGAAGGUUCACGAUCGAUGAUGUGCAUUACGUUGUCGAGGGCGAGAGGCUUGUGCCUGCUGGCAUGACGCAGUUCGCGAAGGAUGCUACAUUCGGAUAUAAGAGUUCGAAUUUGAGGGAUUAUGUGGCUGAGAAAGCUGGCUCUGGGAGGUUUACGGAGGGGCAGGUUUGUUCUGUAACGAUAGAGGAGAUUCGCAUCGGAGGGCCAGAGGCUGUUUGUGAGAAAUUGCUUGCUGUCCCCGUUGGGGGCGUGAUUAUUGUUAAUGCGGCGGCGGAGUCGGAUAUGGAUGUAUUCGUUGCUGGGUUGUUACUUGCCGAAUCAAAAGGAAAACACUUCCUCUACCGCACCGGCGCAGCCUUCGUCUCAACACGACUCGGCAUCCGCUCUAAACCACCCAUUUCAGCAGCAGAGCUGCUCCUCCCCUCACCCCGUACAACCGGCGGACUGAUUAUAGCCGGCUCGUACGUGCCCAAGACCACAGCACAGCUGAAGGUGCUGACGGACCGGCGCUGUGCAACGGGCAAGCUAGCUGUCAUGGAGAUGAAAGUCGAGGAGCUUAUUGCGUCGCCGGAGAGUGCGGCGUUGGCUGUGCGGCGUGUUGUACUGGAGACGGAAGCUUCGUUGCGGGAUGGGAUGGAUACGCUUGUUAUGACGAGUCGGAGGCUUGUUACUGGUGAUGAUGAGUUGGCGUCACUGGAGAUUGGCACGCUGGUUGCUGAGGCGUUGGUUGGUGUUUUAAGAGGGAUUGAGGUGCGGCCGAGGUUUAUUAUUGCUAAGAAGGGUGGGAUUACUUCGUCGGAUGCUGCGACUAAGGGCUUGAAUAUCAAGCGUGCUACUGUCGUUGGCCAGGCGGCUCCGGGUGUGCCUCUUUGGAGGUGCAAUGAGGAGACGAGUCGGCAUCGAGGUGUGCCUUUUGUUGUCUUCCCUGGUAAUGUGGGUGGGGAGGAGACGCUCUGUGAGUUGGUGGAAGCCUGGAGUUAG